Messenger RNA from Taeniopygia guttata (zebra finch), 6620 nucleotides. It is a transcript of the gene PGPEP1, whose product is annotated as pyroglutamyl-peptidase I. Gene Ontology annotation, molecular function: pyroglutamyl-peptidase activity. Gene Ontology annotation, biological process: proteolysis. Gene Ontology annotation, cellular component: cytosol. The record is from RefSeq and is a predicted model, not a curated record. NCBI's taxonomy places the organism in Eukaryota, Metazoa, Chordata, Aves, Passeriformes, Estrildidae.
GCCCGGGACGGGGCGCGGCGGGACGGGGCGGGACGCGCUCCGCACCUCCGGGUACCGCGGCCGCGCUCCGUGCUCCCCCACAGCCAGGCGGGGAACCCGCGGGAGGCUCAAGGGUUUGGGCCGUUUGGAGAACACGCUGUGAACGCCAGCUGGAUUGCAGUUCAGGAGCUGGAGAAGCUGGGGCUGAGGGAUGACGUGGAUUUGCACGUCUACGAGGUCCCUGUUGAGUACCAGACCGUGCAGAGACUCAUUCCUGCCUUGUGGAAGAAGCACAGUCCCCAACUGGUGGUUCACGUGGGCGUGUCGGGCAUGGCCACCACGGUCACCCUGGAGAAGUGUGGCCACAACGUGGGCUACAAGGGGCUGGACAACUGCCGCUUCUGCCCGGGCUCGCAGUGCUGCGUGGAGGGCGGCCCCGAGUGCAUCGACUCCAUCAUCGACAUGGACGCCGUGUGCCGCAGGGUGUCGGCGCUGGGGCUGGACGUCACCGUCACCAUCUCCAAGGACGCCGGCAGGUACCUCUGUGACUUCACCUACUACACCUCCUUGUACCAGAGCAGGGGGAGGUCGGCGUUUGUCCACGUGCCUCCUCUGGGAAAACCUUAUUCUGCAGAACAGCUGGGCCGGGCCCUGCAGGCCAUCAUAGAGGAAAUGCUGGAUCUUUUGGAGCAUUCCGAAGACAAAAUCAACUGUCAGCAUGAACACUGAGCCCGCCCAGGAGCUCUCCUAGUAUUGCACUUCCAAAAUUUUCCCCUGCUCUGCUGAAGUAUUGGGGAGAAGAAAAAACAAAACAAACAGACAAAAAAACAAACAACAGUUCCGGACCCAGAAUUGGAGACUUCAAAAAAAAAAAAAAAUCCAAAAAAAAGAAAAAAGGAAAAUUCUACAAAUUCUGCUUAGAAAGUAACUUUUUUUUUUUUUUUUUUGUCGAAUCUGUGAGUUUCAGCCUGAGCAACAAAGGAUUCAGAGUCUCUUCUCACAAGCAGCUGCAGCUUCUGAUUCCUGAAGGUUUUCUCCUCAUUCCUGAAGGUUUUCUCCCGAUUCCUGAAGGGUUUCUCCUGAUUCCUGAAGGGUUUCUCCUGAUUCCUGAAGGGUUUGUGCUGGAGCUUCCAGGGAAUGGGUCCUCACCCAGACCUGUGGGAGGUUCCUCACCUGGACUCCACCUUCAGGGGCAGGGAAUUGCUCACCAACCCUCUGCUGGCUGAUUCUUGGGUGGAAAGGUUUGCUUUCAGUUGGUUUUGGGAUUGUUUCCCCCCUCUCUCGGCCCAAACUGCAGGUGCUGGUGAUGUGGAAGCAGAGCUGGAGCUGGGAUGGUGCUGGCGUGGCUGGGACAGCAGAGCUUGGUGGGAAUGAGGAGCCUGGAAUGGCUUGGAUGGAAUGGAAAAUGGUUUUUAGGCACCAAUUCCUCACUCCACCUCCUCCAGAUUUCAUGGAGUCUCUAGCUGCAGCAGAAGGGAUGUUUGGGGUUCCUUUUGGAACCCAAAUCCAGAUGGAUUUUUUUUUUAUUUUCUUUUUUUUUUUGUGGGGGGAGCCUGAUCCUAAAUCUUUCCAAAUCUCUUUUUCCUGCCUCUCUCUCGGCCACAUCCCUUCCUCAAGGACCUCCUGUAGCAAACACUCAGUUCAAUGUCUCUAAAACCAAGUAUUAGUGAAUAAAGUGGGUAAAGAGCUUUGCUGAGGGCCACUUUUCCCACUGGAGAUCUUUAUCCCGGGCUCCUGGUGCUCCAUGGCGUUUUUAAGGUGAAGGUUGAGUAAUUUAUAACUUCCUUAGCUGCAAAUUCCCCCUCGUGUUCCAGGUGAGGAGAGUAAUGUUUAACUGAGAUCCCAAUUCCACCCUGGCUCGAGUGCAGGCAUAAAAAUGCAGAUGGGAAUAACCUACAAAAUCCCUGCAAAAUCAAAUGUCGGGGCUUCAACCCCAUCCCACUGCCCGGGAACCAGGGGCAGUGAUUUGAAAUUAAGGAAUUUUGCUCGGGGGGAGGAUUCCAGGCUCUUUCCUGGUGUUCAGAAGUGGUUCAGCUCAAAGGAAUUCCCCAGGAAUUCUUUUGGGGAAGGGUUGGAGCAGGAUCUCAGCAGGUGGGUGGUGCUGGUGCUGUGUGGAGAUUUGCUGCCGGGUUUUGAGGCUGCAGCAAAAAAAACCAAAAUCCCAGCUGAGGUUGGAGCAGACACAGAACUGGGAGCUGAGGUCUCGUGGAGAGGCCGUUUGGGUGAAGGAGUCUGUGAUGCUUUUACAGAUAAGAUAGAAAUAUAUAUAUAAAUAUAUAAAAAACCCAACAUUUUAAAGGUUUUAAAGCCCAUGAGUUUGGAUUUCUGUGGUGCUGGCUGGCUCUGCUGUAGUAACUCUCAGUGAGAGCUGCCCUGAGCUCGCCAGGAGGAGUCUGGGGACAAAACUCUGCAGCUGCAGGGGCUCUGCUGAGGGCACCUGAGCAGGAGGGUUUUUUUGGAAGGAAAUUCCUUCUCUCUUCCCUAUCCAGGCCUUCCUGCUCAGAGGAAUUUGCCCUCAAGUGAAAUAUUGUCAUUGCCAUCGACGCCGAGGUAGCACUUGUCAGAUUCCCUGAUUAGUAAUUUAUUUUAUUUAAUAUUUUGUUGAAAUCUUCUUGUUGAAAUCUUUGCGCUUUGACACGGUUUUGGUUUUUGGGGCUGGAGGUGCCCCUGGUGGGGCUGGAGGUGCCCCAGGUGGGGCUGGAGGUGCCCCUGGUGGGGCUGGAGGUGCCCUGGUGGUUCUGGAGGUGCCCCUGGUGAGGCUGGAGGUGCCCUGGGUGAUGCUGGAGGUGCCCCAGGUGGGAUUGGAAGUGCCCCAGGUGGGGCUGGAGGUGCCCCGGGUGGGACUGGAGAUGCCCCUGGGCAUUUUGGUGCCCCAGGAUCCAUCCCCAGGCAGCACAGACAGCAGCAGUUCCGUGGGCAGAGCAUCUUCCCACGUGGGUUUGUUCAGCCUGGCGAGUUAAAUCCUGUUCAGCACCUAAAAAUAUUCAUUUUUUUCUGGCUGCUCUCUGCUGUUCCAAGGGAAAAUCCAGAAAUCCAGAGCCACUUCCGUGCCUGCUGGAGUUUGAGGCCUGCAGUGCUUGGCCUUGGGUGGGUCAGCAUUAAAAAUCCCAUUUUUUUGGGAAUAUUUUGGGCGUUGCUUUUCCUCUCGGUCUGUUUUGGGGGAAGCUCCACGUGAUCAGUUCCUUAGAAAAUCUAAUUUAUUUUAUACUCUUUUUUUUUUUUUUUUUUUUUUAACUGGGGAGUUUGGGAAAUUAGCCUGAGGUUGUGUUUAUAAAAGGUGUCUUGGUGGUAGAGAAAUUUCCUGUAGCCCUACUGGGAAAAAAUGGCAUUAAACUAAUUUUAUUUAAUAUGACCUAAAUUAAAUAUUUUGGGGCUGUUUUGGGGUUUUUUUUAAGUUGUUUUUUUUUUUUUUUUAGUUCAAUUCACGAAUCUUUUCUCAUAGAUCCCUAUUUUCUUUGGGAAUAGGACAUCAAACUGAUGCAAAACAAAGCUGAUGUUUUGCUAAAUCCUGUUUGUUUUCCUUUCUAUUAAUCAUCAAUUAAUAGAAUUUGCUAAUUUGCACUGACUGGGAGACCUGUUGCCAAGCCCAAAAACUUUGUGCUGGUGAAUAAAAGCGUAGGAAGUUCAGGUGGAAUGUUCAUUCCCGUGCCUGUAAUGUGGGAAAAAUAUACAAAAAAAAAUCUGAAAUUUUAGGUACAAAAUCCUCUCUGGGGAUAAAGGCUCAGGGGGGAAACGUGGCUGAGGAUUUUGGGUGUGGAAGAGAGGAUUUAGGGAGGUUCUGCUGGAUUGGGUCUGGUGUCAUUUAUCUGCCUGGAGCAGCGGGGUGACAAUUUCAUUGUCCCAGGAUUGUUUAAAUCCUGCAGAGGAUUUUGGAGGAGCUCCAGAGACUCAGCAAUGUCUCGGUUUGGUGAUGCUGCUGUGGGGAGGUGAAUUCAAUUGGGAAUUAAAUUGGGAAUUAAAUUGGGAAUCUCCUCUAAAACCCCAGGAAAAAGGAGCUCGGGAGGCUCUUGGCCUCAAGGAUUCCUGUGGGAUUUGGUGAUCCUUAGGGAUCCCUCCCAGCCUGAGGGUUUCUGUGGUGUGGUUGGAGGAUUUUUGGGGGUUUUUGGGGGUUUUUGGGGUGAGUUUUCCAGCUCCUGCAGAGCAGUUCACCUCCCCUGCAGCAUCCCCCAGGCUCCCGAGGAGUUGGAAGGGAUGGGAAGGUCAGGAAGAGGGUUUGAGGUGUGGUUGUGACACGAGGCUGCAGCCAGGAGCUGCUGAGCUCCCAGAGUUGUUUCCCUGAAGGCUUUCAGACAUCCUAAAAAAAAAAAAAUUAAAAAAAAAAAAUAUAUAUAAAUUUGGGAUCUGUGGAGCCGUGGGGAUGGUGAUGCCCACGGCAGGAGAACGUUCCUUGAGCCAGGGAUGUGGGAAUUUUCACCUCCAUGGGAUUUGGGGUGUGGAAAAGCCCCUGGGAAAAGUUGGAUUGUGGCUGAACUCACCUGGGGCCAGGUGUAGAUGUAGCAUCCAACCCCCCCAGUGUCCCAAAAGAGGCAAUAUUGAACCUUCCAGUGCCUCAGCAGCUGGAAAAGGGGAUUAUUCCAGGCUGCUGGAAUAAAACCCCAGGAGAUUCCGAGCCUGCACAGGCUCCCAGUGUGGCUGGUUUUGAUAAGAAAGUCUAAAAAAAUGUUUAAAAUCCACAGAAUUUCUUCUGAUGCUCAAAUAACCUGGAGCUGAGUUGGAGCUGGGUGAUCUUUAGGGUCCCUUCCAACCCAAACCAUCCUGGGCUUCUCUGUUCCUUGCCCUGCUGGGUGGAUUUUUAUUUUUUUUAGGGAUUUUUUUUUUUUUUAGGAAUUGCAGCAGGACGAGGAGGUUCUUUAAACCAAAACUGGGCAAAGGCUGGAGAGGAGGGAAUUUGGUGAAUCCCACAGGAGCUGCAGCAGCGAUGAUGGUCUGGCCACGGGGGGUUGUGGGUUAAUUCCUUGUGACUCCUGAACCUUUUAAUUUCUCUUGGAUUUCUCACUCUCAGACUCGGAGCUGCUGCAGGAGGGAGUGGUGGUGUCUGAAAUCCGAGUGAAAAUCAGGAACUUUAGGCAUAAAAAGUAUUCUUUUUUUGUGGGGCUUUUCUUUUUUCAUUCCGAUUUUCAGAUUUCACCCCACAGCGCAGAGGAAAUUGUCGGCAAUGAGUUUGUACAGAUCCUUUCCCAAAGUAACUUCCUCCCUCUUACCCCCUUUUACUUUAAUCCUUUAUCAAUAAUAUUUUAACAAUUUAAUUUUAUUUUAACAAUAGGAAUUUCAGAGUUGCAAAGGCUCUUUCUAAAUUUAUUGACUUGGCGAACCCCCCCCCCCCUUGUUGAUACCAUAAAUACUCAUCUUGAUCUAGAUGAAUUCCUUAUUUUUGCACCAGAAUCCCUAAUUUUUUUGCAGUAUAAAGUGCACUUUUUCAUAAAAAAAAUGUAUUCCUGUCUGAUGAGUGUCUUAUGUGCUGAAAGGGAAAUUCUGCCAAAACUCCAGAGCUGAGGGCGUUGUUAAUUCUUCGAGGUGUUCAUUGAAACCUGGGACCUGCUUCUGCUCAGUCUAUUUUAAGACGAAGUAGGGAAGGAAAUGCCUCCCCACAGAUAGGAAUUGAUGAUGGGAAAUGAAACUAUCACUGCCCUUACAGAAAACUCCGCGGUACUUCAAAAUCCACCUUCAGCUUUCCGAUUGCACCAGCCUCUUAAAUCACAAAUGUUUACUUUGAUGAUCAGGGAGUGCCUUGUCCUGUUCUGGGCUCACGUUUGGGAGGCAGAGUGGUGGUGAUGGGGAUGGGUUUGCCCCGUGUGCGGGUGGAAAAAUUGGGCUGGAAACCCCUGAAUUGGUGGGAAUCCCCAUGAUUGUCCGUGGGUGCUCCUCAGAGAGUGCACCGAGUUCCCCAGGUGUGCUCACACACACACACACACACACACACACACACACACACACACACACGGGGACCUGCCCGAGGCACAACAGAAUCUGCUCUGCCGACCUCACUUUGGGUUGGGUUAACCCAAUUCCUGAGGGUUUUGUUGUUCCAUUCCCACUUUUGGUUGGAUUAACCCAAUUCCUGAGAGUUUUGCUGUUCCAUUCUCACUUUUGGUUGGGUUAACCCAAUUCCUGAGGGUUUUGUUGUUCCAUCCUCACUUUGAGUUGGGUUAACCCAAUUCCUGAGGGUUUUGUUGUUCCAUCCUCACUUUGGGUUGGGUUAACCCAAUUCCUGAGGGUUUUGCUGUUCCAUUCUCACUUUUGGUUGGGUUAACCCAAUUCCUGAGGGUUUUGUUGUUCCAUUCUCACUUUUGGUUGGGUUAACCCAAUUCCUGAUGGUUUUUCUGGCUCCUCUUGGAGUGAGGUUUUGUCCUGACCCUUUCCCGGCCCUCGGGUCCUCCGUGUGUCCCUUGUGAAGCCACCCGGUGUCUGUGUGACCAUCUCAGGUGUCACCUCGUGCUUGUCAGGACUCUUGGAGCACCAGUGCCACCCCCUUGGGGUUCCUGUUGUCUGUGUGUUCUUGCAGUGCCUUGUAAAUCCCAACAAUCCCAGAGGGGCUGUGGGGUCGGGGACCAGCGACGCGCUCCCAGCUCGUACUGCCAGACUGGACUUUGUACCUGAGGAUGUGAACCGCUGUUUAAAGGAAAUAAAGAGUUUAACUCUGA